This is a messenger RNA of Exserohilum turcica Et28A, 246 nucleotides long. RefSeq lists its product as uncharacterized. Gene Ontology annotation, biological process: regulation of DNA-templated transcription. The transcript has 2 exons. Bases 1 to 246 code for a protein of 81 amino acids. Lineage: Eukaryota; Fungi; Ascomycota; Dothideomycetes; Pleosporales; Pleosporaceae. Gene Ontology annotation, molecular function: calcium ion binding; DNA-binding transcription factor activity. The record is from RefSeq and is a predicted model, not a curated record.
AUGCAUCCGCAUCUGCACACGGAAGAAGUGCAAAAGAACUGCGCCGACGUGGUAGCCGCGCUGGAAGAAUGCCACGCCCACGGGUUCCUGUGGAAAGUGACGGGCAACUGCACCGACGCCAAGCACAAGGUCAACAUGUGUCUGCGCGGCAUCCGGCUCGAGCGCACGCGCCAGAACCGCGAGGCUGCCAAGGAGAAGCGCGACAAGAUCAAGAAGGUGUGGAAGGAGCUGGAUGAGAAUAAGUAA